Messenger RNA from Rhincodon typus (whale shark), 3310 nucleotides. Its product is annotated as zinc finger protein 239-like. NCBI's taxonomy places the organism in Eukaryota, Metazoa, Chordata, Chondrichthyes, Orectolobiformes, Rhincodontidae. The transcript is spliced from 3 exons. The coding region runs from base 531 to 1349 and encodes 272 amino acids. The record is from RefSeq and is a predicted model, not a curated record. Gene Ontology annotation, biological process: regulation of cytokine production; negative regulation of transcription by RNA polymerase II; regulation of immune system process.
ACGUGACCAUUAACGCAGCCGGCGUAUUGUCGCUAUACUUAGUGUCUGAGCGAGUGCGGGAGGCAGAGACGAGAAAGCGGGAGAUUCAGUGGACGUCGGGAGGAAAAUGGCGUCAGUCUCGAUUGGGAAGUUGUAUCAGCACCGGCUGUAGGCUACUAGACCUGAAUUAGAAAUUUCCAGUCCCGCGUUUGUAGCAAACGGGAAAACGGCUGCGGGCCUCCGGCGGUGAUAGGCCCCGAGUUACCGCCGCCAUCUUUAUUGGAGGAUAUUAACUGAGAAUAAUUUGCAGACUGGGAUCUCAAAACAAGUUCUGACAAUCAGCAGAGUCAUCAGGAUCUGAAUGUCAUUGGCAUUUCACUGUGAAAAGAAAAAGAGACUUCAAAUGAAACCAGAUCCAGAUCCGACAGUCACUCUGUUUAUCAUAACCUAAUUAUAUCAGAAUUUUGAACGUUGAAGGAAAAAGCACCAUUCACCCCGGGGAGAAACACGUAUCGUCUGUUUGUGGAAGAGUCUGUGAAGCUUCAUCUGUAAUGUCCAAACGCCAAUGCAGUCGCACUGGGGAGAGACGGUGGAAAUGUGGGGAUUGCGGGAAGGGAUUUCUUUACCCAUCCCAGCUAGAAACUCACCAACGCAGUCACACUGGGGAGAGACUGUGGAAAUGUGAGGAUUGUGGGAAGGGAUUUCUUUACCCAUCUGAGCUGGAAACUCACCAACGCAGUCACACUGGGGAGAAGCCAUUUACCUGCUCUGAUUGUGGAAUGGGAUUCACGCAGUCAUCCCACCUGCGGAUACACCAGCGGGUCCACACUGGAGAGAGACCAUUCACCUGCUCAGUGUGUGGGAAAGCAUACGCUCAGUCAUCCGACCUGCGGAUACACCAGCGUAUUCACACUGGGGAGAAGCCAUUCACUUGCUUUGACUGUGGGAAGGGAUUCACUUCGUCAUCCAGCCUGCUGAAACACCAGCGAAUUCACACUGGGGAGAAACCAUUCACCUGUUCUGAAUGUGGAAAAGGAUUCCAUUACUCUUCUAAACUGCUGAUACACCAGCGAAUUCACACUGGAGAGAAACCAUUCACCUGUUCUGAAUGUGGAAAAGGAUUCAAUCGCUCAUGUAAUCUGCUGAUACACCAGCGAAUUCACAGUGGGGAGAGACCAUUCACCUGUUCUGAAUGUGGAAAAGCAUUCAAUUGCUCAUCGAGACUUCUAACACACCAGCGAGUACAUACUGGAGAGAAACCAUUCAUCUGCUCUGAUUGUGGGAAAACAUUCGGUCAGUCAACCAUCCUGCUGAGACAUCAGCGAGUUCACACUGGGGAAAAGCAUUCACUCAGUCAACUCACUGGCUGAUACACCAGCCUGUUCACUCUAUGGAGAGACAGUUCACUUGUUCUGCAUGUGGAAAGGGAUUUUAAAAUGUUACCACACCAGUGAAAUGACACCAAGUGGAUCCCAUUCACCUGCUCUGUUCAUCUAAAAGACUUUGCUGUUUGCUAAUGCACAAGCAAAUUCACAAAGAACCACAGGUGAAAGGUUUUGCUUUUAUUCACACACCAAGGAAUAAACUUUGGUCAUUGGACCAUUUGUAUUGAUGUUAUUAAUCUAUUAAAGGGGCUGAUAUUGAGGAUAAAACAUUGAUACAGUUGUGUCUCUGGAAUAGGUUUUGAAAGUAAGCACAAUGUCAUUAUUUCAACACAUUUAUGCUCUGUAACGAGUAUCCACCUGCAUAUUGUUUGCAAAGUGUAUUUGAGGUUCAUCAGAAUUGGUUAAACAAGUUCCCUCAUAUCCAUCAGCAUUGGAUUUUGAUGGUAUUGCUAUCCAAAUCCAAACCAUGCUUUCUGGCCCUAUUUCUGACCAUGUUUAUGAACAAUACAGGUUCAGUUACCUAUUUGGAAUAAAAAUAAUACAAAUCAGCUGUUUAUUAAAACCAAGUUGCAUCAACUCUUUGUCUAAUUCUGAGUGCCUUAGAGAUAAGAUAAUAAAGAUAAGAUAAUCCUUCACAUGAGCAGUUGGGGGAAGGCACAUCCAGAGUGAGAUAUAGCCUGAAAUGCUGGAAAUUUAGUUCCAAGUGUUGUUGGUGCACGUGCAACAUAACUUGGCAAGGGGGUGGGAUCCAGAAAGCAUAUCCAAAAGGCUAAGAAGAGAGGAAUCAACAAGUGAGUCAGGAAGGCAUUGACAUUACAGGCCAGUUCGGGUACAAGGGAGUUUGACCUGGUUGAAUGGCAUUGAUUUUAAUGCUACACGUGUGACAAACAAGGCAGAUGAGUUGAGGAUACAAAUUAAAAAUGGUGUAUUAUGACAUUGCUGUCACUGAGACAUGGUUGAGAGAGAGGUAGGUUUGGAAGCUCAAAACUCCAGGAUGCACGGUCUUCAUGCGAGACAGCGAAGGAUGCAAAGGAAGAGGAGGUGUCAUAGCUGUGUUUAGGGAAUGUUACUGUUGCCCGUAACUGAGCACAAGAUAAGAUUGUUAUGGCUGGCCACAACUAUUGCUGACAGCAACAUUUUCUCGAGGUCGCAACUAACAGCAUAUGUCAUUUGAUUCCACACUGUAAGCCAUAGAUAAACAAUUAACAUUUGGAGCUAACAGAAGAUAACAACAUUUAAAUAAUAGAAGACAUAGAACAUUUUAAGAACAACGUUUGCAACUCUUGUAAGCUGUAGAUAAGAUGAUUAAUAUUUGCAGCUAACACGUAAGAUAAUAACAUUAGACACAUUUGAUUACCUCACACUAAUUAGGUGGUUAACCAAUAUUAUAGAACCAAUUAAGUUCAUAAAAGGAAUUAAACCAGCCCACAAAUGGUUAACAAUUAGUUAAGCAAGCCCAGCACAAAAGGUUUCUCCUUUCUCUCUCUCACACACACACACAGUUAAGAUAUUGGAAUUUUAAUUGGAUUGUGCUAAAGCUCAUAACUUUGUGGAACUGAUCGAAGUCAAUAUUCUUUUGUUUUCCCUGUAAUGAGACAUUUCUAAUUAAUUGGCAGUUCUGGCAAAUAUUAUUUGGACAGUAAUCAUUGUGAAAAGUUUCAAAAACAUUAUUGUGACCAUGAUUAAGCCACAAGCCUGUCAAUCUCAGUGAAAAUGAUGUACAAGAGAGCCGAUCACAAAGUGCCAACUCAAUUCUGCUGAACAAUAAUAAUGGUGUGUGUGUGUGUGUGGGGCUGGGGGAAGGGGUGGUGGUGAGCGCUCUAAAAGAAAGAUAUUCUCAAGUCUGUGGACAUUUUUUUUGUACCUUCAUGACUUUGUGUCUUUUUUUUGCUAUACACUGUUACUGAGCUGUAACUAAGCAAAUAAAAGGUCAUAUUUUGAGUGCA